AUGAAUAAAUCUCUUGCAGAUCUGGCGCAGAUCCGAGCGCUGGUGGAGUCCACGGGGAUGCUGGGUGGUUCAACCUGUCCGUCCUGCGAGAUGCCGUUCGACAAGGGGAAGAAACGUCGAUUGAUCGACUCUUGCGGCCACGAACGUUGCUAUUCCUGCUUGUUCCGCAGCGAGGCUUGCCCGCUUUGCCUUCGAGCCGACUUCAACGACGACGACGGCCUGGAGGGACCCUUCAGGGAGGGGUUCACCGGCUCCUCAGGGCCUAUGUCCAUCCUCGCGCCCACGGAUGGCUGGAUCGAUGAGUCAUCGACGGUGAACUCUCUCUGCGGCAGCCCCAGACCGCGUACGAAAGUCACCACGAGAGCCAAUCUUCCUUCCAGAGUCAUGCACCAAAGAGACACGGACGAAAGUGCCUCUUUCAUGGCGAUGGCCAAGGGUUUGAAGAAUAAGCCACCGGCGCUUCCGGAGUCCUCGUCGUCGCAGGGUCGACAGAAGCUUCAGAUGAUGACACAGAGUUGUCCAACGCCACCGAAUCAAAGGAAGAGGUUCUUCCUGAACCCGAAAGUCCUCAGGAGCUCGUUCGUUCCCCAAAGAUCGUCGAGACGAGGAGCAUCCUCUCCAGAACCAAUCGCGAACGACAAUCCCUCCGCCCUGUCAGACGACGAAGGAGGUUGCGUGAAGCCUUUGUCCUCGAAGACGAGGAAGUCGUCUCAGUCCGACCUUCACAUGAGGCUGGGCCUUCUUCUGGGAUCAAAUCACAGCCGAGCGAGCAGCAGUGUAGACACGACGGAUCUACCUGGCACUUCGAAUCGUUCCAGUGCAGGUGCAUGCCAAUCUAGAGUGCCAAUCCAAGGUCACGAUAGUUCAGCAGCCUCGUUCAGCAGUCUGACCAGCUUCGAGACUCAGACUCUGGCCUCGACGAACACGAGCCCAGUGUCCACGUUGACUGGCACAUCCAGCGAAGCUGAAGCUGCCGCAGCCUCCAGGUGCCCGAUCAAACCUAAAUCGAAGGUCAAAGGGAAAAGCAAGUCCAGAGACUGCGACAGUGCUGGUAGCUUGGCUUCCAUCUCCACAUCGGUUUCUGCGUCUACGUCUAUGUCGAUGUCGAUGUCCGUCUCCGUUUCGGGCUUGUCGAAUGGCAGCUCGAGCCCUCUUACUCCUAGAAGACAUUCCGUGAACGCCUCGCAGCCUGGCCAGAGCGACGAGUUCGGCCAGUUUAAGAAUAGACGGUCCUGCGCCAGGAGAUCGGCCAGAGCUGGGAACGUCAAAGGAGCCGUCGAUACGAAACUACGCUUUAUACAACACCACGCAACGCAGUUGACCCUGAAGCCCUUAUUCUUCGAAGUACCUUUACUAGAAGCCGAUCCACUGUUCACCGGUCGCCAGUGGCUGCUGCAGGAAUUAGAUUCGGUGGUGAACGGCUCCAGUCCCGGAGUUUUGAUCUCUGGAUCUCCUGGAACAGGAAAAACUGCAUUGGUUCUGCAGCUGGUAGAACAUAGUUGUUUCGGAAGAAGACGGGAACAGCCUUUCCCCUCGGAGAUUAGCGAAGAAACUGACGAAAAAGAGAAGACUGGAUGCACCUCGGCUUUGCAUGCUAGCAUUCGUUAUACUAAUGAGAAGAUUCGAGAAUUAGCGUCCCACGUAGUAGCGUAUCACUUUUGUCAAGCGGAUAAUAAUAGUACCUGUUUGGUACCAGAUCUGAUUCACUCCUUAGCUGCACAAUUAUGUCAAGCCCCUCAGCUCAUAACCUAUAGAGAAUAUUUGCUCUCUGAGCCUCAUAUACAAGGGUCCUUGUCGCAAAGAGAGUGCACUGUCGAUCCAGAUCUCGCUCUGUCAAGGGGUAUUAUCGAACCUCUGUCAACGUUAAAGAAAACUAAUAGACUGCCUGACACCAACAUGGUGAUAUUAAUUGACGCCGUCUGCGAAGCCGAAUACCACAGACCAGAUCGAGGCGACACUAUAGCGUCUUUCCUAACGAGGCACGCUCCUAAUUUCCCUAGCUGGUUAAAAAUCGUUUGCACAGUAAGGACGCACUUAUUGGAAUGUACGAAACAGCUACCUUACACUAGAGUGUCUCUGGACAGAGCUCCGAACGAUAACACCGGCAGUAACGUAACCAAGGAUCUGUCGGACUACAUUGGAUAUCGAUUAGCUCAGAGUCCGGCGAUUCAAACGAACGUCACAGCUUCCGUAAACGGAAAGGCGGAAUCAUCGUGCAGCGCGAAUCAAAUGAGAUUUGCCUCGCACUUGCUCGCGUUAGCUAGAGGCAGCUUCCUCUUCGCGAAAUUGACGCUUGAUCUUAUCGAGAGCGGUCACUUGGUGGCUAAAUCUGCCAGCUACAAGGUACUGCCAGUCUCUUUAGCGCAGAUAUUCCAACUGCACUUCAACCUUAGGUUCCCAACAACGACGUCCUUCGACAAGGUUCAACCCCUGUUAGGCGUUUGCUUAGCUGCUCUAUACCCUCUCACCUUGCCAGAGAUCUUCUACUCGGUGAACUCUCUGAACACGAACCACUUCGUUUCAUGGGAGGAUUUUCUGCAGAGAUUCAAAAUGCUCUCUGGAUUCCUCGUGAAACGUCUGGACAACACCUACAUGUUCUUCCAUCCGUCGUUCAGGGAGUGGUUGAUCAGGAGGGAUGAGGGCGAAUCGACGAAAUUCCUGUGCGACCUGAGACUCGGUCACGCAGCUAUCGCGUACAGGCUAUCUCGUCUCCAGGCACCGUUAGACGGUGAUAAAGCCCUCGAACUGGGCCAUCACAUACUCAAGGCGCACGUUUACAGAAGCGUUGCACCGUGUUGGCCUUCGCGCGAUCUACAGGCCAUCUGGUUAGCAUCGUCCACGGAAUGUGUUUCUUCAGCGUUGUGCACGCUGAGGAAUAUCUACAGCCCGAAUGUUAAGGUGUCGAGGUUGCUUUUGCUGGCAGGAGCAUCUCCGAAUCAUGUCACCGAGUACCUAGGCAACGCACCAGCUCUUUGCAUGUACGCUCACGAGGGUUCGGUGGAAAUGGUCUCGUUGUUGUUGGAGUUCGGCGCUGAUGUUGAACUGACGAAUAGUCAGGGGUGCACGGCGCUCUCGUUGGCGGCCGCUCGUGGCCAUUGCGAUGUCGUCAGAAGGUUAGCGGCUGCCGGAGCUUCGCUGGGCCACACGGACAUGGCUGGACAGUGUCCUUUAGUUCACGCGGCGAGAUAUGGAAGAUUAUCGGUAGUCGGUUAUCUCUUAGCUUGCGACUGGCUAGUUCCAACCAACGUGAGCGAAACGGAAGGAUCUCAAGAAAUAGGCAGAGAGGAAGCUGCUCAGCAAGCUGUAGUUGCCGCAGCGGCUCAAGGCCACGAGAGCAUCGUCGAAUAUCUGUUAGACAUGGCCGAAGUGAUCGUCGAUCGUCCUGACACAUUGAUAGGCGAGACUGCUUUAACUAUUGCCGCUGCGAACGGUUCUACCGCCACUGUUUCGGCGUUGUUGGCUCGAGGUGCGAGUCCAACCGCUGUGAAUGCGAAAGGAUUGUCUCCUUUAAUGUUGGCUGCUAGAGAAGGGCACUGGGGUACAGCUGAAAGACUCCUGCAGGGAACGCUAUCGAGCAGCACGGAUACCAUUCUGGACGACGCAGCAUCUCUCCUGGAUCAACGUGAUCCAGUUGGUCGCACCGCGUUAAUGCUGGCUGCCUCGGAAGGCCACACAAAUUUAAUCGAACUAUUCUUGGACAAGGGAUCCGUGUUAGAAAAUAGAGACAAAGAAGGCCUAACUGCUCUCUGCUGGGCCUGCGUAAGGGGAAGAUUAGUUGCUGUACAAAAUCUCAUCGAUCGUGGCGCUGAUGUUAAUACAAAUGAUAACACCGGAAGAACUCCUUUGGAUUUGGCUGCUUUUCAGGGUAAUCCGAAGCUGGUGCAAUUGUUGCUCGAGAAAGGAGCAGCGGUGGAGCACGUCGAUCUCCACGGAAUGCGACCUUUGGACCGAGCGAUCGGGUGUCGAAACAUACCGGUGGUGCAGUGUUUCCUGCGCCGCGGUGCAAAAUUGGGCCCUGCCACUUGGGCAAUGGCGGCUGGAAAGCCUGACGUUCUGCUGAUUUUGUUGAACAAACUACUCGAGGAUGGGAACGUGCUCUAUCGGAAGAACAGGCUGAAAGAGGCGUCGCACAGAUACGCGUACGCUCUUCGAAAGUUCCCAGCGUCACCGGAAGAAGACUGCCAGGGGCAGGAGCAGGGUCACAUGAUGCUGCAACUGCAAACGUUUGCGCAACUCCGGCUGAAUUUCUUGCUCAACCUCAGUCGAUGCAAGCGCAAGAUGAACGAAUGCGCGGAAGCAAUCGAACUCGCCGACGAGGCUCUGAAAGUUCGCCCAGUAUCGUACGAAGCAUUUUACGCGAGGGCAAAGGCACGGGUCGACUCGGAUCUGUUGGAGGACGCGUUGUCGGACGUUCAAGAGGCAUUGCAGAUCGCACCGCCGCAAAAUCGACAGGACCGACGUGUUCUUACCGCUUUGAGAGAAGAGAUAGUCUCCAGAUUAGACGGCACAGGGACCAGCAAAGGAUCGAUCGAUCCUACCAGCAGAUCUCGUCUUCGAGCCUCAGUCGAUACUCUCACAGAACUGUAACUAUUGUUACUGUUUCUGUCGUAGAUGACUAUCGAUUCGUUUAAAACAAAUACUCCUUUUUAUUAGAAGAACGACCAUAGUGUAAACUCAAGUAGCUUUGCACGCGUAUUUAAGUUACGAGUUGAUUUUUCCUUUAGCUAAACUCGCGAUUUUGGAUUUUUAUGCAUUUGUAGGAAAUUUUUAGAUUAAGAAAAGAAAAAAAAAAUAAUUGUACGCAAUGCACGUAACGUGAAAGAAGUAUGUGAAUGUCUCCUAUAAUAUUUUGUCUAUCGAGAUUCUGUUUCUUUAAUUACAUUCUCGAAAGUAAGAAUUUGCAUAAAAAUCCGCAGUCUGAUGAUGACCGCUGUGGUUGCUUCCGAAAUAUUUGGAAGCAACAAGAUAAUUGAAGUAUCUCGAUCUUUUAUCUUUCUUUUGUUUUUAAUUUAACGACUCGUUGCGUACGUUGUACGUACUCGAAGAAAUAUUCCUUCACUUCGCGUUUCCUUGCUUAAUUUUGAAAAUCAACAAGGAUCUAUAAAAUUUUCUACUUUUU
This is a messenger RNA of Heterotrigona itama, 5119 nucleotides long. NCBI's taxonomy places the organism in Eukaryota, Metazoa, Arthropoda, Insecta, Hymenoptera, Apidae. The record is from the annotation of a GenBank genome assembly.